GCGACAGAGUAGGUAUUAACAUUUUAUUUAGAAUAAAGCUGAAGUUGAAAAAGGAGCUAAGAAAAAGGGAGGAACCGUAGGUGCGACAAAAACGUAAAGUGAUCGCAUUAUCUUUGGGAGCAACUACGAAACAAAAGCAAGUAUGAAGCCGCUUCAGAAAAGACGUGUACAAGCACAACGAAAAUUUGCACAAGGCGCAUAUAUAUUUAUGAACAAUAAUAUCCCGCCAAAAACUGACGUUAGCCCUGCAGCUGUGAAAGACGGUCCAUCGAAGGAGGAUCGCAAUGUUAUCCACAACCGACUGUCGGCUAAAAAUCUUCUAGACGUCGUGUCAUUCCAAAACUUACACGCACACUUCCCUGUGGUGUUAGUUGAACGUUUGAGUCCAAAUUUCGAGGCUGGACGGGAGACUGGCAGUAAAGGCAUGUCAGUGGGUAGUGGGGUUCACAGAACCUCAGGAGGCCGCGACCUCGCCAUAGGCAGUGAUGCGUCUUCAGGGCGAGAAGGGAAAAGAAGCACUUCACCGAACACCGUGUCAUCCACCUCGCAUCAUAUUAGACACGACAACGACUCUCGCGCACUAACUUCUAGAUUGGAACCCAAUCAUAUUAAAAACAAUGAUACGCGCUCAAUAGUAUCCAGGUCAACACUCGUAUUAGACGCCCUCGGCGCCGCAACGCAGGAUCAGAAUAUAUCCAAAACAGAACGCUUUAUUGCUGAUUGCGAACUAGGUCGUACCAAGCGGGUCCCCAGAGUCGAACUGUCUGAACUAGAUUGGGUGGUAGAAGCUCCAUCACGAUGGAUAAUUCCGGACACUUCUGAAAAGAGGAAUGCGUCCGAACGAUCAAGUACCGGACAAUCUGUUACGCGUUCUGAAGUGCAUAAACCUGGAACACGACGGUCGGUAUCACAGGAUGAAAUGAGGCGUUCAGGAUCGAAGCUUUCUAUAACAGGUGUCGGUUCUACGACAUCAGAUAGAUUUAGAUCUACCAGAGCUGAAAGUAGGUUCUCAACUCGGAGUUCAGAAAACGUGGGUGUUGGAAGUUCCGAGAGGUUCCCUCUGCUUGAUCGCUACAAACGUGCGCGCGUGUUGAAGAGACGUACUGAUGUUGGCCGUUCAAAAGCAGCGCCAUCGGCACUAUCCACAAAGAUUGAAAAUGGACUGCGGCUUCGUUCUCGCCUUCUUAAAAAACCUCUGAAACUGAAGGCUAAGGAAAAACCAACACGUAAACACGUUGCGGCGCAGAUGGUGAAACAAGUCAAGAAAAAUAUCGCUAGAAAGAAAAGUGAGAAGAAAAAUACUAAACGGUGUUCGCCAAGUAAAUGUUCAGGGGAAGUAGGGUACAAUUGGGAAGAUGAGCGCCCAUUAAAAUAUUUCAAAGUAAAUAGCCAAAACAGGACGGCUUUGCAAGCCAUACCAGAACCGGGUCCUUCGACAAGGGUUACGCGUUCAGCCUCUGAAAGAGCGCUAGCGACAAAACCAAGCUCAUCCCGUGCACCGAGUACAUCGAGGUCGAGUCAGGAUGGCGAGUGCUUCAAACAUCCUGAUUUACCAAUAAGAUUCGCUAAAUCGAAUCAAAACACAGUGGAGUUGGAAGCUCCUGUACCUACGCCAUCGCCACCUGUACCCCCUGGGCCACCGCCACCGUCGGCCGCCCCAUCGCCCGCCCCGUCGCAUAACGUAGUCGCCACGAAGACAUGGUCCACCCCGUCGCCCAACCUGUCGCCGACAUCCCCUAACAAAAAACAACCCUCAAUAGCAAAUGUUGCCGAAUCGACCCCCAAACCUUCUGGCGCGAAGGAAAGCUUCUACAACAAGUUUGCUAUCCAGCAGUGGAUAACAACUGCCAAAACUCCACGAGUGGACGCACCAAUUACCAGUCCUACAAAGUCUACUGAGGCUACUGUAAGCAGGUCAAACACAGAUGUUACAGUACGACCAACAGACAAGGAUCCUGCGCGAUCGGCGGACAAGGUUCCUGCGCGGCUGACAAAUGAGGUACCUGAGCAACCAACACAUACGGCCCCAACGCGACCAAUCGACGACGUUCUGGUGCGACUAACGGACAAAGUUCCUGCGCAACUGACAAACAAGGUCCCUGUGCAACCAACAGAUGAGGUUCCUAAGCGACCAACAGACAAGGUUCCUGAACAACCUGAAGACAGUUCUGCGCAACAGACGGAUAUGGAAACUGCAGAGAGGGUACGACCUAAAGAUAAAAUGACUGCGGAGAAGGAAAAACUGUCUGCACAACCGACGGAAAACGGGACUGCCGAUAACGUGUCUGCUCAAACUACGGGCAUGGGGAAUGUAGAUGAUGAGUCUGCACAACCCGCGGAUGUUUCUACACGCCCAAGGCCGCGACUGACUGCGGACAAACCGACUACAAGCCGCACCGCCUCGCCCUGUCCCUCGGAGAGCAUCAUCACGAUCAAGGACGUAGUCCGAGCACCGAAAGGCAAGCUGGACAAUCGAUGCAAGUGUUGUAUGUGUUGCCACAGAGUAAACACUGUCACGCAGAUAGCGAACGUAUUCGCCAAGGACAUGUGCACCAACGAUGUGUACGAGUUCAACACCGAAAGUGACGGCGCCACCCAACCAGUGGGCUCCUACAGACAACACGGCAGCCGUGCGCAAGACGAAGAAGACAACCACAUAUACCUGGACUUGUUGCCGGCGCACAGCCCGCAUAUUAUACAGAUGACGAAAGGAAAAACGAAUAAGAUGAGUGCGCGCCUCGUCCCGCGCUCGGACGUCCAUCCUACGCAAGAUUUGAAGCUGAUAGAACAUGAAAACCUCCUCGAGCAGCUGCUACGUACGCUGAGUAAAGGAACAGAUAUCAGUAUCACCAACAAACCCAACACUAAGCAGAAAGCCAAGAUAGGCGAUGGAGCAAAAUUGGUCGAAGCGCCAAUAUACAAGCUCGAGGAAAGUGACUUCAACGAUCCAAUAAAAUUCUUUGAGAAGAUAAUGCCAAUAGCUGCUAAGUACGGUCUGUGCAAGGUGGUUGCGCCGGACAAUUUCAAGCCGACGUGCGUCUUGGCCGAUAUGUUGAAGUUUAAAGUGACGAACCAUUACAUUGCGCGCCUCUACAGUCGCUGGGGCUCCGCUGCACGGGAGAUGAGCGCGAUGAAGGCAUAUUUGGCGACUCAAAACGUCACUUUUAACCGCGUACCCUUGUUGGAGAGUUUGGAAGUGAAUCUACCGAAGUUGUACGCUGUGGUGCAACGCAAUGGCGGGUUGAAGCAGGUUUUAGAGAAGAAGAGGUGGGGCCGCGUCGCUGAAGAGAUGCGCUUCAACAAGGGCCCCAAUACGGAGAAGAUGCUGGACACCUACUACGUCAAAUAUCUCCUGCCUUACGACACCGCUUCUAACCAGGAACGACAAAAAAUCAUAAGCACGGUAGAAAAGUGCUGGAACAAGAAGUAUAGGAAGCUGCUGGAAUGGGCGAUGGACCCUCUGCAUCAUCAGAAGAAACUGCUGGGUGAGUCUGACUCAUCCGACGAGGAGAUGAGCGACGGGGACUCAGACGACGGGGCAUUACACGCGCUGUCUGAAGCCGAAGACUGCAUCGUUGCUGGCAGGCCUAUGAAUCUCAACGGGUUUAAAAAGGUGGCGAAACAUGCGAGUGACAUGUUCCUCCCGAGGACAUCAGCGACCCCGUCUGUGACGGACAUUGAGAACGAAUAUUGGAGGCUCGUUCUGUUCGGCUCGGAGCACGUGUGUGUUAACGCGGCCUCCAUCGACACGGAGAGCGGCGGCUACGGGUUCAGCAAGAGCAGGCAGGACCCCUUCGGCAGACACCCCUGGAAUCUAAAGAUGCUUAGCUCGAAUCCGGGUAACGUACUUCGCUCGCUGAGCAAGGUUAUUGGUGUGACAGUGCCCACGCUCCACCUGGGCAUGAUCUUCUCCACCAGCUGCUGGCACCGUGACCCCCACGGACUGCCCUGGGUGGAGUACAUGCACGAGGGACCCGCCAAGAUAUGGUACGGAAUACCCGACGAACAGAGCGGGAACUUCCGCCGCGCGGUAGAAGCUCUCUGCCCGACGUCCUGCCAGAAUAAGUCCAUUUGGCUGUCAUCAGACAUCACUAUGAUCCCGCCCAAUCUUCUUCGGGAACACAACGUGUCAUUAUCAAGAGCAGUCCAGAACCCUGGAGAGUACAUCAUCGUCUUUCCAAAGGCUUAUUCCUGUUCGAUAUCCACCGGGUUCACCGUCUCCGAAAGCGUAUAUUUUGCCACUCACUCUUGGCUGAAGCAAGUCCAUGAAGUGUUCAGCGAGGUGAGAGACAGCUGCGAGCCGACGACGUUCUCGCUGGAGCAGCUGCUGAUCGCGCUGUCGGAGGACCCGCGGGCUUCCCUCGCCGUGCUGCAGACCGUACAGGCCAGCCUCACCACCGUUAUCAACGAGGAGCUGCGCCACCGCGCUCGCCUCGCACAGCUCAACGUCAAGUCUCGAAUAGAGCCUCACAAGCAAGCGAAACGCGGUCGCUCCUGGAACGCGCGUGAUCACGACGAGUGCCAAAUCUGUCGAUCCUCACUCUUUCUCUCCAAGGUGGUGGGUCUACUUGGUAAGAAGACGCCAGUGUGUCUGUUGCACGCGCUGCGACUCCUCGACACGCCCAAGUACAAGGAGGCCAACGUCGCCAGCAUGGAGCUGGUCGUCUUCUACACACAGAAACGCCUCGAGGACAUAGUCGCCAACACGAAGAAACGAAUUGUCUAAUUUAUUUAAAAAAGAAAUAAUGAAUGCGAUAAUUACCCCAUUUCCAUCGAUGAUACACGCUGUACGUAAUAACAGACAAACGGUUUCAACUGAAUAAUAGAUCAUAUUUAAGAUGCUGCCAGAACAUGCGUUAGACGACGACACGGUAUUAUGUAAAUUCUGUGUCGACACGACACUGAUGAACUUUCCAGGAGGAUUAAAAUGGCCACAUAGAAGCAAUUCAUCUAAAAAGCAAUAUUGCGAAUUAACAUUUGCGCGUAUAAAAGUAAUUUGAUGCCUGUCGAUUACCCGUCCCUUUCCUUUUCGGCGGAUAAGAAAAUGACAGGUAUAGUAUAACUAUCAAUGUUGGUCUAAAAAUUUAUAGCCCUAAUUAUUUUUACUUUUCUCAAGAUAAUAAAAAGUAAAAAAAAAAAUUGUAAUCUCAGGAACAGGGAUAGCAUCUAAUUUCAUUCCGACCAUUCGACAUAAUGGGUCUUUCUUCUUUUUUAUCGACAAUAAAAGACAUUUUUUCGAUAUAUAUGCCAUCCUUAAAAUUAUAACGGCUAUAAAUAUUAUAAAACAUCAUAAAAAGAUGUCUGUAGUGUAGAGGACUAUUUAGUGUUUCUCAUUAUUUUGUGUAACAUACUUUUCUUGUAAAUAAAAUUCUAAAACAUAACUUAUCAGAACGAAGGACAGAAUCAUUGUCGAUAAAAAAGAAGAACGACCCAAAUAAGAUAUGGAAAAGCUUUAAAAGACAUUCUCUAUCCUGUUCGCCACACUAGAUUUAUAAUUUCGCGCUAAGUUUAAAAAAAUGAUCUCAUUGAAAUAAUUGUUACUAAAAAUAAAUAGUUGUAAUCAAAAAUAAAAAAUACGCUAACAUAAAAUCGAUGAAAACCAUCGGCCAAACGGUUUUGCAUUGCGUUGUGUAAGAUCAUUCAAAUAUGAUAGUAGUGAUUUUUGUUUAUAUAGCAGUCAUCCGUGUUUAGGGAAAUUCACAAAGAGAAUAUUAAAGGGAAAAAAAUGACUCGGACGGGACUUGAACCCGCAGCUGUUGCCAAGCCGGGACGAGGGUGUUAACCAUUACACCACCGAGCCCGACAUUAAGCAAGAAGAUCGAAGAAAUUCGUACGGAUAAUUACAACACACAUAAUAACAGGUUCUUACCGCGUUUAAAUGGGGAUAUGAGACUCCCGAUAUUUCGACACUGUUGCAAGUGCCGCGUAAACUUAAAACAAUGUAUUCGUAAAGUAAAAAAGAAUCUGACUCGGACGGACCCGCACGUAUCAAGACAGCCAGAACGAGCGUGUUAACCAUUACACCACUGGGUCCUCCUAUCCGCACGCAAUUCUUCAAUCUUCUUGCUUAAUGUCGAUACAUAGAUCAAAUACUUACAAUUGUAAAUUACAAAGACAAUUUGAUGUACAUUGCGGAGUGUGUGAUCACGAAUAUUUUGCAGUUUCAUAUUAGCUACGUAAUGAACCCAAAUUGUCGUUGUAAUUUGUAACAACUAAGUUUUAUGAAACAGGCCCCCGGUGGUGUAAUGGUCACGCUCGGCCCGGCUUAACAAGACCUGCGGGUUCAAGUCCAGUCUGAAUCAGAUAUUUUUUUCGUAGUGUUUAUCAAAAAUGUGAUAAUUACCAGACUGAUUAUAAAGUCAAAUUCGUUUGUUCUCACUAGUGCCGCAGAAUACAAUAGUACGACGCUAAUAUCUAUUAAUUUUAUUUUUAAACGCUUCGAAAAAUAUUUAAAUGCAGGGGAUUAAAAGGCCACAUCGAAGCAAUUCAUCUAAAAAAGCAAUAUUGCUAUUUGACAUUAAACUUAUAUUUUGUUGUGCCCGAAAGGGUCUGUGAUGUGAAACUCAUUUGUAACUUACCAACUUGUACACAAUCAUAGUAUGCAAAUAAAGAAUAUUGAAUAUCAUUACGCACCUUUAUAUGCGCAAAUGUCAAAUUGCAAUAUUGCUUUUUUAGAUGAAUUGCUUCGAUGUGGCCUCUUGACCCCCCCAGUAGAACUUGUGAGAACAAAAGGUAAAAUUAAGCAAACCCUGGGCGCACCUGUAGUAGUUUAUAUUUUCUAAAAUUAUUUGGAAGUAAGUCUGGUUAAAACCAAAGAGGGCGAUCGAUGCCUUUUGUAUUAUGUCUUAAGUUUACCUAGAAUAACAACUAAAGCGGCCCGGUUGCAGAGAUCUUUAGGCCAUGUCUUCAUAAUAACCUGUUUUAUGAUGGCAAUCACUAACUAUAGCCAUUUUUUUGCUCUUAGGGUGGUAUUAAUAAACGAAUCUUAGCUGAGACUGCCCUCAAGAUCAUUUUCAAGUCUCUGUUUUUAUAUGAGAACUGUUACAUUGACAUGAUUGAGAUUAGUUUAUUAAUACCACCCUUACUAUACGACAAACCUACUAGUCAGGUUAACAACUGUGUAGGUGAUAAUAUUUGGAGGAAUAAAGUUCAUUCGUUCGGGAUUCUUCCCCGACAAUUACUUUAAUAUUGGCUAUAAAUAGCACUCAGUAUUUUAACGCAAAAUUAACUCACAAUAAUGUAUAAGACCGCAAAUUUUAUCGUAAGAAUUAUUAGAAAAAUAUUAGUGUUGGUGUUCCAAAAUCAAAAAUUGUUGAAGUAUUCAAAUAAAAGUCUAUUCCUCUAAAUAUAUUAUUUAUUAUCACCGACACAUAUUUUGAUUUUGGAACACCAACAUUAAUAUUUUUCUGAUAAUUCUUACGAACAUAAACUAUUGAAGGGUUUCGAUUUUUUGAUGAUAGAUUGAUGAGAAGUGUAAUAGAUCGCAAUUAAUAUUUCGUAUUUCAGAAAUUAACUAGAAACGGUGCUGCUGUAUUUUAAGACUAAGUACUUUUAUUAAGGAAAAUGACUGAUUUUAAGUGUUGUCAUACUCGUGGUGUGGUAUUUCGGACAGGAUCAUCCUAAGAUUCUUCUUUCAAGACUGAACAAAUUAAGAAAUAUUGUUGACAGUACAACACAUUUAUUUUCAUCUAAAAAUACGAAUAAAACUUAUCACUGCCACAGGGUUGAGAUCUAGAUGUAUACGAAUUGUGUCCACAUUAAAUUCAGAAAUAUACAGUGCGCUGUAUUAGGAGUAAUUACAAUUUCUUUUUCGUGAAUAGGGAAAUGUUCAUAUAUCUCUCUAGUACACCCACCGUACAGUCCUUUAAAUCGUUUACUUCACUUCUCUGCAACGAAGUACGCCAUGAUAAUUUAUAUGAGCCAAUAGAUUUACGGCUCCUAUAUUUUACACAUUUUGGUGAAACGUUGCCCCCGCUGCCUUAGUUUUAAUCUGUCCCCGUGUGGCGCCGGGGUAAGAAUAGCGCCACUCCGUUCUUCCUACGGAUGUCGUAAGAGGCGACUAAAGGGGAAGACCAGGCGAUCGGGCAGCAGCGUCCGCCUGCGUAGUGGCUGCUUCCUCUCAUACGGAUGUAGUUCGCAUAGCGGGGAGACCCUGCGGCGCGGCGUUACAUUCGCAUUACAGGGACCGGCCAAGUGGUUAACACUCAUUUGACAGCUUAGUAUCUACCUCUCAAAACGGAACAUUCGAAUCGACUGCGAUACAUACAGUAUACUUUGCAGAUAUGUAAGGUUUAUUGUAUGGCGCUUCGUGUGUUUCAUUUUCCGGAGACGGUACGAGGCGCUAGAUUGGUCCACACAGUGCCCGGAAAGUUGUAUUUCUUCUCUGACUUUCUAGGCUCUGAGUGCAACAAGCGUGAGUGAUGAAUCAACUGCGACGGCCAACGGGCUCUCCUUAGUUGGCGUUUUUAGUUUUACAUUUAGGUUUUCACAUUAUUUCAAUGUUUGACUUUUCGUUACACCCUGUUCUUUCGAGAAUCUGUUGAAUGUGUUAUGGCGAGACUCCACCAAAACGGAGAUGUAUUUUGAUAACCAAUAUAAUUACGAUGUUAGUAAUAACGAAAUUAUAUUGAUUAAAAAAACAUAUCUCUCUGGCCGCUUUGGUGGAGUCCAGGCCUUAGAAGCGGAGCAGUAGGUUGAAGGGCCCUAGCAAAUGGGGCAAACGGUUUCUCGAAAAAGCAGUCUUAUUCGGUUCUUAUCUAUUAUGUGAUCCAACAUUGAGUUAUUUUAUUACUGUUCCUUUUCUUAUAAGUUUUUGCAUUUUGGAUACGUUUUCCGUUUCUGUGUUGUCACACGCCCAUAGGGAGAGUGGGUGUUUUUAAUUUGAAACCAAUCUUAUGUACUUUAAACACGUAACCUUGGUUUCAAAUUCAUACCUGAUCACUGAUGUGCUCUGCCUUGUUUGUUGCACACUCUGUAUGUAGCUCUAGGUAGGUAGAUACCGAAAAUUCAACGAUAUUCCCAACUAUUUUUGAAGUCUUGAGCUAGUUAGAAUUUUAUUUCUAUUAUUUGAAUAUUACGUUAAAAAAAAUUUGAAUUAUGUUACAGAGUUAUAUUUUACUUUUUUAUAGUUGAACUUUAUUUUUUUUUUGUAGUCAUUACGCAUAAACCAGAUAUUUGUUUUUCUUAUUUAUUUAUUUUUGUUUUGACACGGAGACUAGCAAUAGUUGCUUGCUGAUGUUGUUAGUUUCUUAGCUCGCCGUUCUUUCGAUAAGCCUACUUUUAGUAGGAGACAUAAAAGUUGUCGAAGGAACCGUGUGUGGUCAUUUUAUGUACAUUAAUUUGCACUGUAUAUUGUAAUCAUUUCCUUUCGUUAGCAUGUAUCAGUCAGUAUCUAUCUCAUCUGGAUUUAAUGUGGAUAAGUGUAGGUAUAAUAGUAGAUUAAGUUAAUAGACGUCGUAUGCUCGAUUUCGAUGUCAUAAAUUAAAUCAAUACAAUAUAAUUCAUAUUGUAAAAGCUUACGAGCACUUAAGUGUUUUUUGUUUUAUGUUUACAUCAUUUGGCAAUGUUUAUACGAUUGAUUUUGUAAAUAAUUG
Messenger RNA from Pectinophora gossypiella (pink bollworm), 9593 nucleotides. RefSeq lists its product as uncharacterized. The coding region runs from base 143 to 4726 and encodes 1527 amino acids. Gene Ontology annotation, biological process: chromatin remodeling. The transcript is spliced from 17 exons. Gene Ontology annotation, molecular function: DNA binding; histone demethylase activity. The record is from RefSeq and is a predicted model, not a curated record. Lineage: Eukaryota; Metazoa; Arthropoda; Insecta; Lepidoptera; Gelechiidae. Gene Ontology annotation, cellular component: nucleus.